Molecule: messenger RNA, 2877 nt
Organism: Coccinella septempunctata (seven-spotted ladybird)
Lineage: Eukaryota; Metazoa; Arthropoda; Insecta; Coleoptera; Coccinellidae
Exons: 2
Coding region: 1-2877 (958 amino acids)
Source: RefSeq, a predicted model, not a curated record
AUGCAGGAAGGUCUCAUCCAGAAUGGUAUGCUGGGUGAGUCCAGGGAGGUCUCAGAUGUAGAGGCGGACAGAGUAAGGACACAGCAAAGGGACGAUAGUCCCACUCGGAAUGGCAUGCCGGGUGGGACUGGAGAGUUGGCAUCUUUAGAAGAAACACAACAGAUUGCAACACAUGAAGGUGAGAUCGCCGCUCAAGAAGACUUGCUCGAUGAAGCAGGUGAAUUCACAAGGGUCCAUUCAGAAGCACACAUAACACCUAGCAAUAGAGACAGGCUUAUCCGGAAUGGUAUGCCGGAUGAGACUUUGGAGACCACCACUGAUGAAGAAGAAAGAAAAUUAAUUUUUGUAGCGUUCCCACUCAUCCCUCAAGAUGAGAUGAAGAACACCUAUGGAGAGGUAACAGUUAGAGACCUCAAAUCUUGGGCGAACCUGAAUACCAGAUUGGCAAAAGCAAGAUGCAGAAGGAACUUCCUACUCAGAUACCGAUCAACUGGCGUCAUUCCAAGACACAUCAAGCAGAACAUUAAAUGUAUUAACAAUUUGAUAGGCGACAACGCAGGGGACAACAGAAGAGCUCUCGCACUGAGCAAUAAGGUAUCUUCUACUCUGCUCAAUCUUGAAAUAUCGGUCACUAUCAAAAAGAUCAACUCGCUGCAUGCAGGCAUCAAGCAUAUCCGUGAAAGAUUGAUCCUUGUUCUUCCUAUACGUAUUAUAUCCAUUUUUGAACAGACUCAGUCUAGGUCCUCGGAUAGGGUCACUGUCUCUUCCACCAACGUUCUCAAACGCAAGUUUGAUUCCUUGAUUGAUAAAUCCAUCUCGAAUUUGAAAGUUAAAGAUUCGUGGUUUGCCAAUUUAACAGAUCAUGUUUUCCCACGGGACAUUAAACAUUUACUUAGUCUUGGUCCCAAGUUUGCCCAUUCUGUCCCCUCUAAUAUGUUGUCAAUUAAAUCUUUAUUGGCUGACUCCGAGUAUCUUGUGAGGUUGGCUCCACAGGAAUCGCAGGACUUACUCCGGGCCAAAUCAAUCAAUGCCAUCACCAAUUUCGUCCACCAAGCUUGGAAGAAGAAUAACCCACAAUACGGACUCUUUUGCAAGACGAAAAGGUUCCUGAAGGACAAUGAUGACAUCGUCAUAACGAUGGCAGAUAAGGGCAAUGUCACGGUGGCCAUCACAAAGCAACAAUAUGAAGAGAAGCUCUUGAAUAUCGUCGAGGACACCAACGUUUACAAGAAAUUAAACUCAGACCCCACAUCGAAGUAUCAGACAAAGAACAACAGCCUUGUCAAGGAUCUCAAAGACCAAGCAUACAUAAGUGCCACCACGGCGAGACAAUUGAAUAACUACAAGGGCAUUUCUCCCACUAUCUACGGUCUACCAAAGAUCCAUAAAGAGGGAACUCCUCUCAGACCUAUCGUCUCAACCAUUAAAUCCCCAACAAGUGAACUUAGCAAGUUUGUUGCCGACAUCCUCAAGUCAGCUUUCAAGGAUGACUUCCACACUUGGGCAGUCAAGGAUUCUUUCGAUUUUGCAGAAAGGGUUAAUAACUUGCAGAUUCCUCCAGACCAUGAGAUCCUUUCGUUGGAUGUGAUCAGUCUUUUUACCAAUAUUUCCUGGGAGUUAACGGAGAAGAUAAUAGUGGACAAUUGGAGCAGGAUUGAGGCUGUCACGAAUAUUCCUAGGCCUAAAUUUGUUAACCUAUUGAAGUUCCUGUUCGAUUCCAACUAUUUCAAAUACAAAGGUGAAUUUUACUUUCAAAUCUUUGGGUGCCCGAUGGGCAGCAUCCUCAGCCCAACUUUGGCAGCUCUGGUGAUGACGGUGUUGAUCGGAUACUGCCUUGGCAAACUAUCUUUCAUUCCAGCAUUCUUGUUCCAGUAUGUUGAUGACAUUAUAUUGGCCAUUCCUUUAAAUAUGAAAGAAGAACUCCUAAGGAUCUUCAACUCCUUUAACCCACAUAUACAGUUUACCAUAGAAGAAGAGAAAGACAGAUUUGUCCCUUUCCUAGAUACCAAAGUGAUACGUUCUGAGGACAACACAGUCAAGCUGGAUUGGUACAGAAAGCCGACCAGCUCAGGAAGAUAUGUCCACUUCAAUUCAAGCCAUGAUUGGCAAAUGAAGAUCAACGUUGUUAACAACCUAAAGAACAGAAUAAUAGGCCUUACUCACAUGGAUUUCAAACAGAGUGCUCUGAACAAAUUAUAUGACAUCCUAAAAGAUAAUGGAUAUCCCCACGGCCUGCUUAAGAAGUUGAUAUUCUCGACAUCCAAUCGACGGAUCUCACCUGAUCCUCCUGAACAUCCUCCUACUACACUGCCUGAACAAAGACAGGACGCUCCCCACGAGAACUCACGUGUCAGCCAAAUAAAGUUUGCAUCUCUGCCUUCAUUGCCUGGUUUGACCAGUAAACUGGUUCACAUUUUUUCCUCUAUUAGCAACGUGAAAAUUGCCAGAUAUAACGUUUUCCCCAAUAAGUUUCUCUUCACCAAUUUCAAAGACAGAGUGGACGUUCUUUCCAGCUCUGAUUGUGUCUACUCAGUGAGAUGUUUAGACUGUGAUGGGGUCUAUAUCGGACAAACCUCCCAAUCCCUAAAAAGAAGAUUCGCGGUUCACAAAAGCGACGUCAGACUACACCCUGACAGAUGUGCCCUUGCUUUGCAUGCUGCGAGAGCUGGUCACGUUUUCGAUUUCGAUAAUCCGAAGAUAUUGUAUUCUUGCUCAAAUAACACCAAGCGGGUUUUUUUGGAAAUGUGCUAUAUUAAUGAGCAAUCAAAUCCUGUCAAUAAGCGUACCGACAUUAAGGGUCUUAGCAACAUUUAUAAUUAUUUGCUCGCUUUGGACUCCAAAAGCGACAUCUCUCCUCAACUCUCACAAACUUUAUAA